GAGAGAGAGAGAGAGAGAGAGAGAGAGACUUUUACACAGCGGCGCAGAAUUUCGUCCAGAACGACGGUGGCUUUCAUGGAGCGCGUACGCGGCGGAUUGUAAACGAUAUACCGUGCGAAGCGGAGCGGACCACUCACACGGACGGGCGCGCUUUCUCUCCCUCCUUUCUCUUUCUCUCUUUCUCUUUCUAUCUUUCUCUCUUUCUCUCCAUCCUUCUCCUUCUCUCCUUCAUUCCAGUCUGUCUCUCCUCCGUCUGUCGCUUCGCGAUCACGGACGGUACGACGCACGCUCCCUUUCUUGACGUAUCCCCGCCGCCGCCGCCGGUCGCCGGAGAUCCUCAGUCUCGCGGUAAAGGACGUCGCGUGAGCUUCAGAGUUUCAGGCCGUCUAAGAGGAAGAGGACAUAAAGAUGGCAGAGGACAAGAACGAGACCAGUCCGAGCGCCGAGGGCGAGAAGCCGCCGCAGGAAACGGCGGCAGCGGCGCCGCCGGCCAAGGAAGAGCCGACGAAGGAGCGCAAGGAGGACGAGAAGAAAGUCGAGGAGAAUGGCGAAGGCGAGAAGCCGAAGGAGAACGGCGAGGAGAAGACCACGCCGGAGCCGAAGGAUAUGCGGGCGAUCGUGCUCAACGGUUUCGGCGGCCUCAAGAGUGUCAAGGCCCUGAGGAAGCCGGAGCCUGCCCUUGGCGAGGGAGAGGUCCUUAUACGCGUCAAAGCCUGCGGAUUAAACUUCCAGGACUUGAUGGCCAGGCAGGGCGCGAUCGACUCGCCUCCGAAGACCCCGUUUAUCAUGGGCUCAGAGUGCGCGGGUGACAUUGAGCAAGUCGGCGAGGGGGUCGAAAAUUUCAAAGUGGGCGAUAGGGUGGUCGCUCUUCCUGAUCACAAAGCGUGGGCGGAGCUGGUCGCCGUACCGGCGACAUCCGUUUUCGCACUACCGCCCGGAAUGAGCUACCUCGACGCGGCCGCCAUCACUAUGAAUUACACCGUAGCUUACAUUCUGCUCUUCGAGCUGGCCCAUCUCACGCCCGGAAAGAGCUUGCUGCUUCAUAGCGCCGGCGGCGGUGUGGGUCAAGCGGUGGUACAGCUCGCGAAAACCGUGAAGGACGUAACCAUCUUAGGCGUGUGCAGCAAAUCAAAGCAUGAGGCUCUUAAAAAUGCUGGAACUAUCGAUUAUCUUCUGGAACGCGGUGCGGAUUACAGCAACGAAGUCAGAAAAAUCUCCCCGGAAGGUAUAGACAUCGUUUUAGAUUGUCUAUGCGGCGAAGAAUGUAACAAGGGCUACGCCCUCUUGAAGCCAAUGGGCAAGUACAUUCUCUAUGGAUCCAGCAACGUCGUCACCGGGGAAACUAAGAGUUUCUUUUCCGCAGCACGAUCAUGGUGGCAAGUCGAUAAAGUGUCGCCCAUAAAGCUGUUCGAUGAAAACAAGACAUUGUCCGGAUUGAAUCUACGCCACUUGAUGUACCAGCAAGGUAGUCACGCGUUCGUUCGACGGGCGGUGAAUCAAGUGUACACGCUGUGGAGCGAGGGCAAGAUCAAGCCAACGGUGGAUUCAACAUGGGCACUCGAGGAUGUGCCCGAGGCCAUGCAAAAAAUGCACGAUCGCAAGAACAUCGGUAAGAUCGUGCUGGAUCCGAGUCUGGAGCCGAAGCCCAAACCAGCUACGCCGGCUAAGGGCAAAGCGAAAGACAAGAAGGCCGCGAAUCAGGAGGAGAAAAAGGCGUCUAGCGUAGAGUCGGAGGAAGGGGAGAAGAAGAAGGAACCCGAAUUGACAAACGGUACCUCAGAAGACAAAUCUGAUAGCGAUUCGAAAGAGAAGGAAUCUAGCUGAAUUAGCAGUAGUAACUAAUCCUAUAAGAACAAAGAAAUGAUACCCAUAAACAUCAAGAAUUCCCAGGAAAGUACUAUUGCUGAGAGAUCCAUCGCUGUUAUCCGAGAGAAUGAUAAAUUUGAGAAAUCCACAGAUGGCAUCGCGUAGAAUUUACAUGCAGAUGAUCCACAAUGAGAGAAUUGUAAUUCAUAUUGUAUGACCUAAUAAUAUAAUGAAGAAAAGGUAAUCUCUCUCUUCGAAUUGUUAUUUGUAGAACAUGGAAUUUAAAGUUUCAAUUUAGCGAGUAAUUGAUCGCUUGCACUGUAAGCUAUACACUGCUUUUCUUUUACGUCGAAAUGGGUGUCCUUUCUUUUAUCAUCUGCAUGUAUAUAUUCUACUUACAUUUGUGCUGAGAUUAAGAGUUCAUGCGAGUUACAAGAGAAUCAACCAGCAUAUUGCAUAAAGACGAGAGAAUCAACCAAAUAGAAAUAACAAUCUUGAUGCGGUCCACAGUAGUUUACAGAAUAUAAAAACGUUAUGUUUAUUUUUUCACACCGACCAAAUGGUUAAUUUUGCGAAGAGUUAAGUAAACAAUUGUUGGAUACUAGAUAGUUAUUAGACAGCUUGGACCUUUUCUUUUAUUAUUGUUAUUGUCAUUUUAGGAAAUGGUAACAACCUUUCCGUACUUAUCAAACAAUCGUAAAGACGACAUAAUAAUAAGCAGUUUAAUAAUUGUGGAUUAUCCAACAAUCUAUCUACUUUGCUCUGUCUAUUUGUAUUGAAUACUAUCGCUGCUAUUAUGAUAUCUAUAUACUAACAAUCUCUUACAUUAAUAUAAUAUUACCUCUAUUUGUAAUUUAAUGGGAUAAAAUAACAUAUUGUGCUAGUUUCCGUGGAGAAAAGCUAAACGCGGGGCUGCAUUACUUUCGUAUGUAAAUUUUAUGUAUUAAAGAUGUUUUUACGCCACCUUAUUAUUCAUCGUGAUGCUUUUGUCACGAUGAAAUAUCCUUUUAAAUUUUAAUGAUAUAGUCAUGAAAGUCAAGAGUAAUAUUUAGCAUUAUAUAUAUGGGGCAUUUCGCUGAAAUUUAGACACUCUUUUUUCAUACUCUUUCAUACUUUGUAGUUUUUAUGUAAAAUUAAUUAUAGUCUUCAAGAUUUUCCUACGCAAAAAUUUAAAGGUAAAAAAAAUUGAAGUGUCUAAACGUAACUGCCUGAAAACUCAUUGCAAUCGGUAUUUUUCUAUAAUCGGGAUUCUAUCUCUUUCUUCAAAUCACUGAUAUGUACUGAUCUCUGCAACGAUAUAUCAACGAGAUGCUUUCAAGAUAUUUGAUCGAAUCUUGAAAAUCCGAUGCAAUGUAAAACUAUUUAAGAAAAAAAUGCAUUCGUUGAUGUUUACCAUGCGCUACAAAGUUUGGAUAACGAUCAGAUUUAAUAUCUAAUCUGAAAGAAUCAUAAAGGAUUAACUGAUGUAUAACAUAAAUUAAUUAAGCGAAAAAUGUAAUUAGACUGACUAAUUAUGGCUUGAAAUUGUAAAAGCCUAAUAGAGACAUUGCUCGGCACAGAAGAAGUGCUUUGAGAAUUAUCUUAGUAAAUGUUGGCGUAUUAUUAUUUCUACGUAAAAGAGAGACUUUCGAAUCAGUUUCAACGAAAGGAACACCGAGCAUAAGUGCUCAUACAAUACGCAUGUCUCGUCGUUUUUAUUCAGAUUAUACAAAUCGAUAAUGUAUUUUAAAGACUCCGAGUAACUUUUUAUCGUUUAAAUGAAAUUUUAUAAACAUUUUAAUGACGUUGCAUCAACAUAUGUACAUGAAGAGUAAUUUAAUGAAUUAGCAUCGUAGAGUAUAUCGUUCUUUUUUUUUCUACGGAAAAGGAAUGACAAUUCAAAGUACGCAAAGGCCUCAUUUUUUAAUUAUUGCAUACUCGCGUGAAUGUAAUUGUGUCGCUUGGACACCGAACGCGUGACUGGCAGUCCGAUAAAUUAUGUUAAAAUCCGCAAUGUGGAUUUUUCUUCGACUUUCGAAUUUUUCGAGUUAGUUUUCCAACUGGCCGUGAUAUAUUAUGCGAUGUAUCGUAGGCCGUUCUGUGCGAAUAAACAGUAAAGGAUGCGUUACUAAUGAUGAUCUGUUAAACGAGAAGGUUUCGUAGUAAUAUAAACGAAAGAUUAAGGAUUCUCGUGAGUUUCGAGGAGGUAAAGCGAAAAAAAAGGAAGAAAGGAAGUAG
Molecule: messenger RNA, 4023 nt
Organism: Mycetomoellerius zeteki
Lineage: Eukaryota; Metazoa; Arthropoda; Insecta; Hymenoptera; Formicidae
Product: synaptic vesicle membrane protein VAT-1 homolog-like
Exons: 7
Coding region: 409-1824 (471 amino acids)
Molecular function (GO): zinc ion binding; oxidoreductase activity
Source: RefSeq, a predicted model, not a curated record